AAUCAUGUAAUAAGGGUAAACAGACGCCAAAGAGAGAGAUAGAAAUUGGAAAAUAACCCGCCUACUUCAUUUUCCACUUGCAUUUCCGGAAGAGGCCUUUAUCAUACACAGUUAUGAUUUUUUUCCACUGAAUAAUUUCACUAAAUGCAGCAUGCUUACUGUCCAUCUUGUUGUCAAGUAUUUCACCAAAGAACAUGAAUGCGCAGCAGCCUAUAAUAACCUUGUGUUGAGCCUGUUAGUUGUCCUCAUGGCAUAUAUUUCAUCACAUUUUUGCCACCUGUACCCGCAGCUGACAUGCAUCGAUGCAUUCGACAAUCACUGAAUCAAGAGCUCUGUUGUACAAUUAUUCGGUCUGUAUCCCAGCAUGGGCCCGGAAGUUCUUUGGGAUUCCCAGGUAAAAAAAAAAAAAAAAAAAAAAAAAAAAAAAUCCCGGAGAUGCUGUCGUCGCUUGGGAAAACAAACAGCUAUCCAGACAAUUAAAAGGGAAAACACCGAUCGGUCGCCAGGUAAGGAGGAGGCUUGUGGACUUCACCGCGGCGCUUGGCAUCUGGUGAGAGAAUGAAUGCUGAUGACUGCAAUGGACGCUCAUAUGCACAAGGUAAUGGAGGAGAGUCAUCAACCGAACAGGAUUUUUAUGGCGGGUUGCAGGGCCCUUCAGCGAGAUCUCCAAACAGUCAGCAGUCGUCACCACACCGCUCCCUUAGUGCAAACUCCAUCAAGGUUGAGCUGUGCAGCGAUGAUGAGUCACCAGGUGCUCCACAGCCAGAGAACAGAGAGGCUGUGAGGGACGAUAGCAGGAGGGAUGACAGAGGGGACCCCAUGGAAGAAGGGAGCGCAGAGUACGCUGGGGCUGGAAGAGACAGAGGGAGCGUUUACAAUGAGAUGGCCAGUCCAAAUGCUGCUUCACCAGGACCUAUCCGGCUGCCCAAUGGGAAGCUCCAGUGUGAAGUGUGUGGGAUGAUCUGCAUUGGACCCAACGUGCUAAUGGUGCACAAGCGUAGCCACACAGGUGAGAGGCCGUUCCAGUGUAAUCAGUGUGGAGCUUCCUUCACCCAGAAGGGGAACUUGUUGCGCCACAUCAAGUUGCAUUCGGGAGAGAAGCCUUUCAAAUGUCCUGUUUGCAACUAUGCUUGUCGCCGGAGAGAUGCCCUGGCUGGACAUUUACGCACACAUGCAGCUUCUUCUCCAACGGUGGGAAAGCCGUUCAAGUGUAGCUACUGUAGUCGCAGCUACAAACAACAAAGCACACUCGACGAGCAUCUAGAGCGCUGCCAUAGUUACCUGAAGAGUCUGGACCACCAGACAACAGUCAACGCACAGACAGCACAGGGUGAAGAGUCAGUAAAUAUGGAGACAAUUACUAAACCUGUGCUGCAGCCAUCCAGUGAAAAAAUCCAGUUUGUGGAUAGACUGGCUAUCAGCAUCACCACCAAACGCAAGAGGUCAACGCCACAGAAGUUUCUGGGUGAAAAGCACAUGAGCCUCGACCUACCUGAAGCACCUUAUGAAUUGUCCUCUGGCUCUGAGAAGGAUGGGGACCUCAUGAGCUCUCAGCCUGCUGGAGACUCUGCUGGUUUGGCCGGUUCACAUCUCCAACGCAGCAGGGCUAAAGGGGAGAACCAUGAGCCGCCUGCACUGUCUCAGCUCCAUCCUGCCUUCCUGUCGGAGCUACGCACGGUUAUGGGCUCCAUCAAAAGCAACGUGACUCCUCAGGGCCCCCGAGCCCAUGGUGGAGGUGGGCUGGCAGCGGUGUCUCUUGGCCUGGCUGGGCGGGAGGCAGGUGAAGGCCGCGAUGACCAGCGCUCAGCCCAUAGCCACACCACCUCACCCAACGGCUGCCCCGACUCUACAGACACAGAGAGCACAGCAGAAGAGCAGAGCACAAGGGCUACAGCCCCGACAAGUACCUCCAACAACCACCACCUCCACUAUCAAACCCCAGCACUGCCCCGCAGCCAUCCCACUUCCAGCCCCAGCCAGGCCAAAGACUCGGACCCAGAGUGGGAGAGAGCGUGUCCUGUACCCCCCAUGAUCGCAAAGAGGAGCCCUGUCUCGCCCCUUUCUUCCAGGGAGACUGUGCAGGUGUUAGACAGGGACGGCCGGCCUGUGCGCAACUUCCACUGCCGGCACUGUCGCAUCCUCUUCCUGGACCAUGUCAUGUUCACCAUCCACAUGGGUUGCCACGGCUUUCACCAACCCUUUGAGUGCAACAUCUGUGGCCACCGCAGCCAGGACCGCUACGAGUUCUCGUCUCACAUCAGCCGCGGAGAGCAUCAGGUGGGCUGAGGAGAGGUGCCCGCUGCUCUCUAAAGAUGUAGGCUCCUGUUUGUUCUGCACCAGAUCAGUUGCUUUAAAUCCCUAGUGUAAGUAAAAGGAUUUGUGGUUUUAACGUGAGAAUAUUUAUCAAACUAAAGCAGAUGCGAGUGAAGAAUCUUUUCACCGCACCAUUUAAAGUUUAGAGGAGGCAAAUUAUAUUCUAUGAUUGAUUGCACUCCCAUAUCAAAUCAUCUGGCAGAACUACUGGUUCUGCUUCAAAAGUGCCUUCUUUGGGGGUUUCCUCUUAACUAAAAAAAAAAAAAAAAACUGGAGGGGAUCUGGUGCUCAAAAAUCUUGACUAGCCAUCUUUUGCUAAGUGAUUUAGUUAGCACUUUUGAGAGUUCAUGUGCACAGGCAGUUAAAGGAAAGCAUGGCAUGUACAUUUUAAGAAUUCUAUUCGGUAUGCACUAAGAGCUUUGUUUUUGUGGUUGAGGAGGGUACUUUGUGUCGUGUGUCAGGUAAGCUUAAUAUGCACUGAGAGCUUUGUGCCUCUGGGUUUGGGAUCAGCUUUUGUCACAGACGAAGCACAGAAAUGGAUUGCCUUAACUCCUACAGCGGCUGUACGCUGCUGUAGGAAUACAUUGUUUACAGCAUGUGUGAAGUCACCUCAGAGGGGAGAGAAUAUUUUGCGGCUGCACGGCGAGACUAUCAGGACAAAGCAAAGUCACGAGGGAAAAGAACUUGAAAACGUUCAGGGGCCUUUAGGGCUCGUAUGUAAAAUAGGUUUUUGGAUUUUAAAGUGAGCCUUAGAAUACUGGUGCAGAUCAGACCACGAGCCAUGUAGUGUACAGUAAGACCCUGACUGAGAUGGCCUGGGGUGCUAUACCUAUACAGGAUUGCACUUUUAGGUUCCCUGCUUAUAUAUGAACAUCAUUGCUGAAGCACUUGAUGGCUUUACAAGUUUUUUUUUUCUGUGAUUGUUCUACUGCACUGAUAAAUCGCAUAAUACUCACAAUAAUCAUCUAAUUUGCAACACCAGUGUAUUUUUAAACGGAGCCGGCCUUCUACAGAAUCCCACAGCGUUGCACUGGUUUUGUGGUCUACACUCAAGUUUGCUGCAAUGUGUGACUGAGAAUUAGAUAUCAGUUCAACUACAACGAUUCUUUUGUGGUUUUGCACUCAGCAGUCGAGGCUGGGAUUUUAAACAAUUUGCAUCAUGUAAGUGGAUUAACAAAUUAAUUAUUUAAAAGAUUAAUUAACGAAUCAGUUUGGAUCUGUUGAGUUAUCACUUGUGAUUAUCUAUUUAGUGUUGUUUGUUUCAGCCUUGGUGUAUUUAAUCAGCUAUAUUCCAAAUCUUAUCCAGCAUAUUCCUCAAGUCCAUGAAAUGUUACCUCCUGCUUCUUUAUAGCACCCAAAUACCUUAUUGCUACAGUAUGGUGAGUUAUCUGAUAAUGUUAAUAUUGGGAACAUGAAUGAGACCAAACUCAGUAUUCUUACUUGUUAUUGUGGGUUUGCUGCUUCAUAGUUUAACUUAAUUUCCUUCGAUCGCAGGCAAAAAUAUACUUGAAACUGUUUGAGAAAAAAAGUAAAUCUAAAAAUGCACUUGGUUUGAUAAGUAGAGAAAUGUGUGUGAAUGGAAUAUAGCAUGUGUGCUUGUCAUUUUCUGCUUUUUCCCUGAAUUGUUACUUCUUUUUUUUUUUUUUUGAAAAUGUGAAGUAAUUUCAAGAAGUGAAAAUGAGGCAUGGGUUUUUGUCUCCUCGUGUGGACUUUUCAAUGUUAUACGAUAUUUUGUGAAUGAUGUAACAUGACAAAACACUUUACCUCAAAGUUAAAGAUGUACAACUGCCUCAUUAUUUCAACAAGUCAUGUUGCUUUCCGAGAUGUUCUUGCAGUUACAGAUGCGUGCCCCUCGAUAUUCUCAAAACUUUUUACUGUCAAUAAAGUUGA
This is a messenger RNA of Epinephelus moara (kelp grouper), 4203 nucleotides long. It is a transcript of the gene ikzf4, whose product is annotated as IKAROS family zinc finger 4. The transcript is spliced from 8 exons. Gene Ontology annotation, biological process: regulation of transcription by RNA polymerase II. Gene Ontology annotation, molecular function: DNA-binding transcription factor activity; RNA polymerase II cis-regulatory region sequence-specific DNA binding. Lineage: Eukaryota; Metazoa; Chordata; Actinopteri; Perciformes; Serranidae. The coding region runs from base 559 to 2286 and encodes 575 amino acids. The record is from RefSeq and is a predicted model, not a curated record.